Molecule: messenger RNA, 2346 nt
Organism: Bemisia tabaci
Lineage: Eukaryota; Metazoa; Arthropoda; Insecta; Hemiptera; Aleyrodidae
Source: RefSeq, a predicted model, not a curated record
GAUGAUCCUACAAUGCAGAUUAAACGAAAUCACAACUUGUGACAGCGAACUCUCGUUAGGUUUUUCAUUUUAUUGGUUUUUGGUCGUUGGUGUGUUUGUAUUUGUAGUUGUUAGUUUGUGUCAGGUGCUUCAAAAAUGUCCAAAUCUCCACCGACUAGUGUUGCUGCUUCGCCGAAAGAGUUACAGGUCCAAAACCUUCAACCUAAUCAGCCCCCAUAACGCCUUCACUGAGUUUACGAGGCACUCUCGAGCUAUAGGCUUGCCUUACACGACGUGAGGGGCAGCGGGGUUUUUUUCAUAGGGGACUGGAUAUCCUCUCUCGCUCUCCCUGAAGAAGGUUGCCUUGCCGGGAAUCGAAUCCGGAACCUCCUAGUCUUAGAGCCAGUGCUACAGCCGCUGAGUACACCACAGGAGGCUGACAAUUGUCUUUUGGCGGACUUGGCAAUCAACAACUUUAGUUCAGAGAAAAUGGCGCCUCUACCAGGACAAUGCUCGUGAGGAUGAAGCGAAGUCCAGCCCGAACUAUGUCAAUCAGUGGCUACUUGCCGAAUGGCGGCCUCUCCUAUGCCAGCACGGACCUAAUGUACCCCUCCUACAGCUCCAUGGGGUACUCAGGCGGAAUGGGCAUGUGGCCGUAUUCAAGUCAACCCAAAGUGCCGAGCAAAGACCUGGAGCCGCCCUCGAGGUCUGACACCUACGGCCCAGAUGAAAGUACCCUUGGUGUAGGUGAAAGCGAGCCGUCAUGGCCGGAGAAGGACCCAACAUCCCCUCCUGCCGGCAGCAACGGGAUGACCUCGUGGGCUCCCAAGAAAAGCAAGAAGAAACAGUGGUUCCAGAAAAUCAGCCCACCUACCACCGCUGACGAGGACGCCGAGGAGGGAUACUUCGAUAAAAAUGAUGGUGCCGCGAAAGCUCAUGCCUCAUUCAACGCGUGGUUCCCCAUCAUGCUUGGAGUUCUCCCCCCUUACGGCCAAGGCGGCGGCGCCCCGGAGGGGUCUCAGAGGGGUGGCUACCCAUCCUCAUCUCCCUCCCAUGGAUCUCCCUCUCACGGAUCUCCCUCCCACGGAUCCCCCUCCCACGGUUCUCCCUCCCAUGGAUCCCCCUCCUACGAACCUCCCUCUCACGGGUCUGGUUCUCACGGCUCCCAAGGCGGAACUGGCUCACACUCUCAGUCACCUCUGCAUCGAUACUACAGCACAACGGUCAUCGCCAACAGCGUGAACAAUGGUCGUAGCGGGAUCGCGUCCAGCACGGCAACCGCCUACGGUGGAGAACAAUCCCAACCCCAAUCACAACAAAGAUACAGUGCUUGAAUCUCGGCAACCUUUGUCCCGGAAAAAUGAGGGUCGUUGGAUGAUGAAUGUACGGUGGAUCUUCAGAACUUCAGGGAACGAUUCGAUAUUAGACCGAUUAAUUGACAAUUUCUGGGUUUUAGGAAAUUUCUUAAUAAUUUCUGAGCAUCGAAUCACGCUGUGAUGUACGUCAGGUAUUUGAACUUAAAAUUUGACCAUAAACACUUCGAUACGACUCCGGAAGUACGUCCUGAGUUAAAAUCACAAAUCGUUCUGCCUUUCGAUUUGUGAUAUUCACUCAAGACGUAGGUAUUUUUAAAGAUGUUUCAAAAGUUUUCUUGAUCGAAGGUUGUGAACAAAUACUUGAUGCAAUUCCCCUCUUUGCACCUCCCUCCUCCUUCAGCUCGUAAGUUUGGGUAUGUAAGGAAGUUACAUAGUUCGCUUUGACCUAGAAACAUCGCCUCCAUGCAUUGGAGAAACUUUAAACAGGAUGUGGGAGGAGGGAAUUUUGAGACAACCUGUACAGAGGUAAUACAAAAUCACAUUAGUUCCUGCUUUACUCUCUGAGUAGUGCUGCGUCGUUCAAAUUUUUUUUUGAUUUUUUAAUUUUUUUUCCUAGUUAUUUUUGAGUAUUCAGUGUGGAAACAUCAGAGGCAAUUCAAUUUUUGUCGCCAAAAUUUUUUGUUGGGUUUUCGUUUUAAGUUGUUGGCAUGUGUUUUAAUUGUGAGAUCCUCAGUAUAUCUAAGUCUUAUUGCAAUUAGUAUAUUUGCCCUAUUUCUGCUCUAAUAAAUGAAAUAUUGAAAGAACUGUGAAUGGUCAUGAUGUAGUGGUUAAGUUCGUUUUUAAUGUGCCUAAUUUUUGUAUUUAAUGAUGCAAUAUCGAAUCUUGAAGUGUUUUGUCUUCAAUUAUAAAAAUGUAAAAUAUUGUCACUUAAUCAGUUGAAACUCCAAAGUCAGACUUCUGACUAUCAUCAAUGAAUGGUAGGAUAAGAACAUUCUGUAUUAUAAUAAAUGUUUUCAUUGAUCAAAGUAAAACGUAAAAUUUCAAUAAGGUA